GGGGAGGAGAAUAGCUCACUUUCCCCGGAGGGCCUGAGAAAGAUCAGCUUACAGGCGUCAGCAUGGGGUGUGACCCUUCUUCUUUCUCUCCGUCUUGGCCCUGGCACGUGCCUCGGGUGACCAUCAUCUGACAUCAGCCCACAGUCUGGGCAGAAAAUGUUACCAGGUCUCCUUUUCUCCCCCACCCAAAACACACUCAGCCCUUUCACUGACCUGGCUUCUGAUUGGAGGCUGGGUGCUUUGGAUAGUGACCUCCAGGACCCCUCUGUGGGUCACAGCCUGUUCACAUUACUCUGACCACAACUUAAGACGUCUGCAGUGGGCUGUGAGGAAAAGUAAAAGCCUGGCGUUUUCCCAUCCCCAGGUAGCAGAAGCUCGGAAGCCUGACAGCGUUCCAGCCACCUGAGUGGGCCCAGGGCAGGCAGCUGCCCAUGUGUCCCUUCCAGACAGGCUCCUCGCUAAAAUGAGGGAUCUUCUUCAGUACGUCGCCUGCUUCUUUGCCUUUUUCUCUACUGGGUUCUUGGUUGUGGCCACCUGGACAGACUGUUGGAUGGUGAAUGCUGACGAUUCCCUGGAGGUGAGCACAAAAUGCCGAGGCCUCUGGUGGGAGUGUGUCACGAAUGCUUUUGAUGGGAUCCGCACCUGUGAUGAAUACGAUUCUAUCCUUGCCGAACACCCCCUGAAGCUGGUGGUAACUCGAGCAUUGAUGAUUACUGCAGAUAUUCUAGCUGGAUUUGGAUUUAUCACCCUGCUUCUUGGUCUUGACUGUGUGAAAUUCCUCCCUGAUGAGCCAUACAUCAAAGUCCGCAUCUGCUUUGUUGCUGGAACCAUUUUACUAAUAGCAGGUGCCCCAGGAAUCAUUGGUUCAGUGUGGUAUGCUGUUGAUGUUUAUGUGGAACGUUCUUCUCUGGUUUUGCACAAUAUAUUUCUUGGCAUCCAAUAUAAAUUUGGUUGGUCUUGUUGGCUUGGAAUGGCUGGGUCUCUGGGUUGCUUUUUGGCUGGUGCUGUCCUGACAUGCUGCUUAUACCUCUUCAAAGAUGUUGGACCUGAGAGGAACUAUCCAUACUCCAUGAGGAAAGCCUAUUCCACAGCAGCUGUUUCCAUGGCCAAGUCAUACGUAGCCCCUCGGACAGAGACUGCCAAAAUGUAUGCUGUGGACACAAGGGUGUAAAGUGCCACACGUCAGUCUG
This is a messenger RNA of Leptonychotes weddellii (Weddell seal), 1190 nucleotides long. RefSeq names its product claudin 16 (gene CLDN16). Gene Ontology annotation, molecular function: structural molecule activity. Gene Ontology annotation, cellular component: membrane; bicellular tight junction. The record is from RefSeq and is a predicted model, not a curated record. NCBI's taxonomy places the organism in Eukaryota, Metazoa, Chordata, Mammalia, Carnivora, Phocidae.